Molecule: messenger RNA, 1922 nt
Organism: Podospora bellae-mahoneyi
Lineage: Eukaryota; Fungi; Ascomycota; Sordariomycetes; Sordariales; Podosporaceae
Exons: 2
Coding region: 286-1758 (490 amino acids)
Molecular function (GO): protein binding
Source: RefSeq, a predicted model, not a curated record
AGGGUCACCUGUUGUUGACUUUUCAGGAUACGCGAUUCUGCGAUUCCCCUUUUCCUUUUCAAAAAGACCAUUUUUACCCAGGCAUUUCCCUGAUACCGAGAAACUCUUUUCUCGCUCCUCAGGCAUCAAACUCCACAUAUUUUCCGCGUUCAUCUCUUUUUGAGUAGAGUACUGGACAUCAUUCUUUUGCCGUAAGCGGGGUUGCUCACAGCUCUAAGCUUAUCGCCAGUCGCGUCGCCGCAGCCCCAUUGUUUCCUUUCGACCUAGAGGUAACCCCGGUGAGCCAUGGCGGACGAGCAGGUCUUACCAACGCUGCCAAAAACCCCAUUCAAUGGGGCGAGCAAGCGAGCGUGGGCGAAAGCCAACGCGCCUCCACCCAGCGUCUCAACCUCGAGCGAUCCAGCCGUCUUUUCCAGCGAUGACGACCCUGCACUCGAGGCAUACGGAAGCGCCCGCCGACACAAGCGGCGGUAUGUAGGGACAUGGUAUGAGCAGCAUGCUGCUCUGUCUUCCGACUCCGCAAUGGGUGAUUACUCGUCGUCGCCCUUUGUUCGCUCAUCGCCCAUCGUCUGCCGCCCUCUUCGGCGAAAGGCUGGGGCGAGACAGCAAAAGCGCGAGUUCAGGAAGCUCGACAGUGGUAUUUUCAUGGGUGGACCGGACUCUACUGAUACAGAGGGCGACGUCCCGGCCCCAUACACACCAAAGUUCUUCGCGUCGCCGGCACAGCUGAAAAUAUCGCCUCGAUCUCAACCACAGUUGUCCGAAGCUGAGGCAGUUGCACGGGAGAGGAUCAAAAGAUGUGUGGAGAACGGCACCCAGGAGGUUGAUUUGAGUGACCUUGGCCUGAACUCUAUCUCGACGGAGACUAUUGCACCAAUUGCCGAUAUCGAGCCGAUUCCCGUGGUUGUGAAGGGCGUGUCAUUCCGCCAAGCUGAUCCAGACAUCAAGAUAUAUCUGUACAACAACCACCUUAAAGACUUUCCCUCAUCUCUGGUGAAUGUCGAACCUCUUACGUUCCUCACUCUCCGAAACAACGACUUGACGGAGAUUCCAACAUGUAUUGGAAAGCUAAAGAAUCUGAAGACGCUUAACCUUGCGCAAAACAAGCUCAGGUAUCUUCCGGCCGAGAUUCUGCGGCUCAUGGGCGAUGAGGGGAAGUUGGUGAUGCUUCAUACUGCAUCAAAUCCUUGGUGGAUGGCAGAGAAGGUUUCGUUCGAGGCCGCGACAACAAACUGCGGUCCCAACCCAUUGAUCCGGACCCCAGUGGAAUUCUUGGGCAGCGAUGGUCGGAUCUACUCGAGAUUUCGUCUGCCGUUGUUCGGAGAUUUGGCUGAGAGCACUGGCUCACUGGAAUUGGAGGUGGAGGACCCUACCGAGCUCGAGAUGCCCCAGGAUGUUAGCUACAGGGAGCAGGACGAUAACAGGCUCCUCAACCCAAAGGGUGCGAGGUCGCUAUUCGAGUAUGCGCUCAAAACGCUUACUCAGCUGCCGGAGCCUGAGCUAGAGGAAGUCAACUAUUGGUUGGAAGUUGAUGAAGGCUAUCCGGACGUUCGGGAGGCGCUCAAUCAGGCCGCGCAGGCCCACCGCAGAGGUGGCCUCACAUGCUCGGUGUGUAACCGGGGGAUGGUCGUUCCUCUGACCAGGUGGGUUGAGUUCAAGGCUCCUGCAGCGACGAAGUUGGACAGGGAGUUGCUUAUACCCUUCUUGAAAGUUGGAUGUUCGUGGAAGUGUGUGCCUGCCUGUCAGUCGAAGUCUUAGAAGAUACCUAGGUAAUAAGAUUUUAAAGAUAAUUAAUAUAGCUUUGAAGAGAGUGAAUAGGCCUUUGAAAAUAGGGAAUAGGUCUCCAAAGAUAAUGGAUAUAUGUUCAACAUCUGCUAUCGGCGGUCGAAGAUAGUUGAUAUGCUUUCAAGAUCGUUAAUAGG